UAAAAGAAGAAAAUCAAAGUUCUGAAAGGAUUUUCCUAAAUUUCCCUUAAAUAUGUUACCUACAUCAUGUUAUACAACUCCAUCAGCUCUACAGGAUAAUGAGCAGUUGGUGAACUCUUUGCUGGCCUGUCCAGAUUAUCUGCGCGUCGGUCAUCCUUUGGCUGCGAAUGCCGUCGGAGCUGUCAGUAUGGAUGGAUUGCCAUGCAACAGUUUCCCAUCUGCCUUCUAUUACAAUAAUAUGGAUAGUUUUCUGGCUCUGCACAAUAAUAUUUGGACUCUACCCAUCUCCUUUCUGCACAACAAUCAUCGUCCGGAGAAACCGCCUUUCUCCUAUAUAGCCCUCAUCGCCAUGGCCAUAAGUAGUGCACCCAAUCAAAGAUUGACACUGAGUGGCAUUUACAAAUUUAUAAUGGAUAAAUUCCCGUAUUAUCGUGAGAAUAAGCAAGGCUGGCAGAACUCCAUACGGCAUAAUCUCUCGCUCAACGAUUGCUUUGUGAAGGUGCCGCGGGAUAAGAACACCAUCGAGGAUAACGAUAGCGCUGGGAAAGGCAGUUACUGGAUGCUGGAUGCCUCCGCCACGGAUAUGUUUGAGCAGGGCAACUAUCGAAGGCGACGCACCAGACGAAGGCACUGCUCGUCGAGCAACAAUCGCUACGAGCGAGAGCCGGGCAAGCACGAUUCCAGUGCCAGCAAUGAUGGCAGCAAUGGGGAGGUUCGAUCCUCGACCGACGCCUUGGCUGACUUUGACGUCUUCUGCAGCGAUGCCAGUGCAAACUCUGCUGCACUGCGUCCUAAUUACUCGGAUCGCAUCACAGAGCUGCAUCGACAGUAUCUCUCCGUAUCCUUCGGUUUCAACAGCCUCUUCAACAACGAACCAACGAGCAGGAGUUUAAAGGACAGCAAUGCAGCCACCGACAGGCCAUGCUCGAGUAGAACUGCAGAGCAGAGCACAUCGGAUAGCGCCUUGCGUGAAGAUCUACAUUCCCCAAGCGCCUUUACUCCUACGCCGGCUGGACGAGAGGCGACACUAAACGUUGACGCAUUCAAAGGACUUCAACAGCUGCUCGACACGACGAAUAGAUCAAAGACGAACACACUCUUCACAAUUGAAAACAUUAUUGGCAAACCAUAGCAAUCAUUAAGAAUUCUAAUUAAACAUGUUUUAAAUCCAAUAACACAUGUCUAAUCACUUAAUUAUGCGGAUUAUAUCAGAAAUACAUCAAAAACCAACAUUGAAGUCCCAAAGCCAAAGUGUACAAUAAUCAAAUUUGUCGCAUGUUUUUAAAUCAAAAUGACAAUAUUUUUAGGACUUUCUUUUAACUUGUUAUUUUUUUUUUAUUCCUCGAGUAUAAAACAACUCCUCAGUUUCCCCAUUAAAUACAUUUAUUCGGGCUUCUUAGCCGAAACCUGAGACGGCUUCUUGGCCUUCGUUUGAACGGGUUUCUGGGAACGCAGGACGGCAGAGGCGCGACGCAGAGCAGCCUAAAAACA
Molecule: messenger RNA, 1491 nt
Organism: Drosophila arizonae
Lineage: Eukaryota; Metazoa; Arthropoda; Insecta; Diptera; Drosophilidae
Gene: FoxL1
Product: Forkhead box L1
Biological process (GO): cell differentiation; anatomical structure morphogenesis; regulation of transcription by RNA polymerase II
Molecular function (GO): DNA-binding transcription factor activity, RNA polymerase II-specific; RNA polymerase II cis-regulatory region sequence-specific DNA binding
Source: RefSeq, a predicted model, not a curated record